CUCCGUGCGCCAACUGCCAUGUAUGAUUCGGACACCGCAAACGACACUCCAAAGCGUGGUCCGUGCACAGAAGGCACGCGUAUCGAGGUCUUACAGCGCAUUCAUGCUUGGGCUAAUGACAAUUCUCCAUCAUCUCCUCCCAUCUUCUGGCUCAGCGGUAGGGCGGGGAUGGGGAAGUCCACCAUCGCAUAUACCGUCUGUCGAUCUUUUGACUCUAGUGAAAUCUCCUGUGGUCUCGGUGCCUCCUUUUUCUGCUCCCGCCAGGUUGGCAGUUUGCGACAUCUGGGGAACAUCGUGCCCACUGUGGUAUACCAGCUCGCGAAAUGUUCGUCAUCAUUCGCAACCGCUCUUCGCGACACCGAUCAUGAUUUUAUUCACAACUCGGACAAACAUAUCAGUCGCUUACUGGUUCAUCCGUGGCGGUCAUCAUCGAAAGACCGUUCUGAUGAUCUUCCCCCCACUCUCAUCGUGAUUGAUGCACUUGAUGAGAUUGAAGAAGAUGGCGGUACGAAACUGCUACAAUCACUUAUGGAGAUGAUGGCAGAAGCAGGUCCUAGUCGUAUGCGUGGUCUCAAGAUUCUCGUGACAAGUCGUCCUCAUCCCACCAUAGUCAAUAUGGCCAAGUCACUAUCACCCGAAGCCAUCUACCACUUGGAGGACAUCGACGAGCAGACUGGCCGAGAAGACGUCAUGAGCUUUCUCGUCGGCAGCUUUCCAGAACUUGGGACCUCAUAUCGAGGCGAGCUAGAAGGCCUUGCAGAUCUUUCGAACGGCCUGUUCAUCUAUGCUGCCACAGUAGUUCGUUUGAUAUCCCGUCGCGACCUUUCUACGAAGCGAAAGGCUAAGCGAAUUUCUGUGAUCCUGCAGGAGAAGAAUGCCAGCCCACUACGAGGCGAGUCCCGCUUGCCCAUCGAUAAAAUCUAUUCGGACAUCAUUGACGAGUCUAUCCGAAUCGACCAUGCGCACGAGAUCAGCAGCUUCCGACUUACUGCUCUCCAUGUCAUUCUAUGUGCUAUUCAACCCCUCUCCAUCCUUGAAAUCGCAAGCCUUAUGUCCAAUGCCUCCGCUGAUGUUGAUGCAGAGGAUGUUCGGCUGCUUGUCGACAAUCUUUACGCCGUCGCAUACAUCUCCAAUGAUCGCAUAUAUACAUACCACAAAUCAUUCUCUGACUACCUUUUGGACGAGCAGCGCUGUGGCCCGGAGAUGAGAUGCCGACCGGAUGCUAGUCAUCAUGUCCUUGCUCAAGGGUGCUUUCGAAUCAUGAAACACUCCCUCCGGUUCAAUAUAUGCAGUCUCCCAUCAUCCUACCUUUUUGACUCCGAGGUUAAGGAGCUCGAUCAGUCCAUCACCAAAAACAUAACCAAUGUCAUAGGUCUGGGAUAUGCAUGUCAGUACUGGCCAUCACACCUGAUGAAGGUAUCAACUGCGAGCGCAGCCCCUCGUCUCUUGCACCAACUGUUGACAUUCAGUCAAUCAGAGAAGGUGCUAUUCUGGAUUGAAGUCAUGAAUCUGCUUUCUGCUAAGAUGGCUUGCUACAAUGGAAUGAAUAUGGUCAUGAAAUGGGUGACCAAGAUAGUGAGCUAUUUUGUUCUGCUGCAGCUAGGUUUGACGGCGGUCUCAAGGCUUGUCAAGUCAUUUCUACAGACACCUGCAUCGCUAUCGACACCACAUCUGUACAUCUCGAGUUUGGCAGCAGAGUUUGGUUCAAAUUCAGAGAUACCGCAUGAGUGGAGGGCAGGCUUUCCUGGUUUGCCAUACCUGCGCUUCGCCGGAAUCAGUAACCAUGGUGGUGUCCUCACAAAAAUUGAUGUUGGGUCUCGAGUGCAAUCCAUCGCCUUCUCCGCUGAUGCUCAGCGUGUCGUCUCGGGCUCGGACGACUCGGUGCGCAUCUGGGACGCUUCCACCGGGAAGGAGCUGCAGAAACUGAAGGGCCACACUGGCCUUGUCACCUCCGUUGCGUUCUCCCCUGACGGCCAGCGCGUAGUCUCGGGCUCAUACGACAAGUCGGUGCGCAUCUGGGACGCGUCCACCGGGAAGCAGUUGCAGAAACUGGAGGGCCACGCUGGCCCUGUCGCCUCCAUUGCGUUCUCCACUGACAGCCAGCGCGUGGUGUCGGGCUCAUACGACAAGUCGGUGGGCAUCUGGGACGCGUCCACCGGGGAGGAGCUGCAGAAACUGGAGGGCCACACUGCCCCUGUCACCUCCGUUGCUUUCUCCACUGAUGGCCAGCGCGUGGUCUCGGGCUCGUACGACAACUCGGUGGGCAUCUGGGACGCGUCCACCGGGACGGAGCUGCAGAAACUGAAGGGCCACGUUCGCCCUGUCACCUCCAUUGCGUUCUCCACUGACGGCCAGCGCGUGGUGUCUGGCUCGUACGACGAGUCGGUGCGCAUCUGGGACACGUCCACCGGGACGGAGCUGCAGAAACUGGAGGGCCACGUUCGCCCUGUCACCUCCGUUGCGUUCUCCUCUGAUGACCAGCGCGUGGUGUCUGGCUCGUACGACGAGUCGGUGCGCAUCUGGGAUGCGUCCACCGGGACGGAGCUGCAGAAACUGGAGGGCCACGUUCGCCCUGUCGCCUCCGUUGCGUUCUCCACUGACUGCCAGCGUGUAGUCUCGGGCUCGGGGGACGAGUCUUCGGUGGGCAUCUGGGACGCGUCCACCGGGGAGGAGCUGCAGAAACUGGAGGGCCACACUGCCCCUGUCACCUCCGUUGCUUUCUCCACUGAUGGCCAGCGCGUGGUCUCGGGCUCGUACGACAACUCGGUGGGCAUCUGGGACGCGUCCACCGGGACGGAGCUGCAGAAACUGAAGGGCCACGUUCGCCCUGUCACCUCCAUUGCGUUCUCCACUGACGGCCAGCGCGUGGUGUCUGGCUCGUACGACGAGUCGGUGCGCAUCUGGGACACGUCCACCGGGACGGAGCUGCAGAAACUGGAGGGCCACGUUCGCCCUGUCACCUCCGUUGCGUUCUCCUCUGAUGACCAGCGCGUGGUGUCUGGCUCGUACGACGAGUCGGUGCGCAUCUGGGAUGCGUCCACCGGGACGGAGCUGCAGAAACUGGAGGGCCACCGCGUGGUGUCGGGCUCAUACGACGAGUCGGUGCGCAUCUGGGACGCGUCCACCAGGAAGGAGCUGCAGAAACUGGAGGGCCACGCUGGCCCUAUCACCUCCGUGGUGUUCUCCGCUGACGGCCAGCGCGUGGUGUCAGGCUCGGGGGACGAGUCGGUGCGCAUCUGGGACGCGUCCACCGGGAAGGAGCUGAAGAAACUGAAGGGCCACGCUGGCUACCUCACCUCCGUCGCCUCCUCCACUGACGGCCAGCGCGUGGUCUCGUGUUUGAACACCAAGUCGGUGCGCAUCUGGGACGCGUCCACUAGGAAGAAGCUGCAGAAACUGAAGGGCCACGAUGACACUGUCAAAUCUGUUGCGUUCUCCAUUGACGGCCAGCGCGUGGUCUCGGGCUCUUGGGACCGCUCGGUGCGCAUAUGGGAUGCAUCCACUGGGAAGGAUGAUCGCGACAUCGAAUGGGAAUCAGGUCCUGACGGCUGGCUUAUGUCGAAAACAUCCAACCACCGUCUUAUUUGGCUCCCGACCCAUUUGCACCAAAGCCUUUGCAACAAAUACAUUCGGCUUGUCAUCUCUCGAAAGCCUUAUUCUGUUCUUGACUUCUCAUCAGCAUGUCUGGGCUCUGAUUGGACGAAGUGUUAUAUCGGAUCAGGGAGAUGAAGAAUAGCUACGGGGUAACAUGUGUAGAGGGGGUGGCAUUAUGUAAAGUCUC
Molecule: messenger RNA, 3781 nt
Organism: Stereum hirsutum FP-91666 SS1
Lineage: Eukaryota; Fungi; Basidiomycota; Agaricomycetes; Russulales; Stereaceae
Product: WD40 repeat-like protein
Exons: 4
Coding region: 19-3729 (1236 amino acids)
Biological process (GO): negative regulation of transcription by RNA polymerase II
Cellular component (GO): nucleus; transcription repressor complex
Molecular function (GO): protein binding
Source: RefSeq, a predicted model, not a curated record